AUGAGAAUAGCUGGCUUUUGGCUGUCAAAGAACUAUGCGGAAGAACGCCGGAGGAAGUUUGCUACAACAUAUUCGGUCAGCGCGGUCGUCAUCGCCGUCGGGAUCGUGACAAGGGAUUUGUAUUUUAGUUGGGGUGACUUUAGCGAUACUGUAUACACCAUGUGCAACGUCGUGACCGUCGUUCUAGUUUUACUUAAAUUUUUGGUUUCGCUUACAUAUAAAAAGGAACUGAUCGGCUUGAUACAGUACGCGAAAACGAACUUUUGGCACUCGAAUUACGACUCGUACGAGCAAAUGAUAGUGGAUAAGUGUAAACAGAAUAUCGGGAAAAACGACACAGAUCGAAUACUUCCAUUUAAUUUGUGGCUAAACAACACAAUAUACAAUACGACGCCGUAUUUUGAAAUGCAGUUCGUGUUAGAGAUUCUGUCUCUGUAUCACGUCGGCGUGUGCUAUCUUUGCUUCGACAAUAUUUUAUGCAUAAUAAAUCUGCACACUGCUGGACAGUUCCGUAUCUUGCAAUAUAGAUUUGCAAAUAUGUGCAACACGAACGAUCUCGAAAAAUUCCAUGAAGUUUCGGAAAAGUCGUCGUACAGUAUGUAUAAAUAUAGGAGGCUCAAGACCUACAUUCAACAACAUCAAAUGCUCAUUGGGUAUUGUAAAUCGCUCGAGCAUGUAUUUAACUUAAUUGUGUUUUGGCAAGUGUCGCUCUUCAGCCUGUUAAUAUGCCUCGAUGGUUAUUUAGCUCUUACGAGCGGCAUUCCUUUUACAAGACGGCUUGUUUUCACAAUUCAUAUGAUGGGUAGUAUCUAUCAAUUGCUGAUGUUCACUUAUAGUUGCGACACUUUGAUACGAGAUAGCUCGAACGUGGGUAUUGCUGUAUACGGGAGCUUAUGGUCGCUUCUGCCAAUGGACAAAUAUGGGAAAAUGUUACGAAGAGAUAUGAUACUGGUUAUCUUGAGAUCCAAAACACCCUGUUGCUUAACUGCUAGCGGAUUCUUCAUAGUAUCAUUGGAAACAUAUACCAAAAUUCUAAGUACUGCAGUGUCAUAUUUUACGUUAUUGAAAAAUAGUUCUGAUAUGUAA
Frieseomelitta varia is the source of this 1086-nucleotide messenger RNA. Its product is annotated as odorant receptor 13a-like. NCBI's taxonomy places the organism in Eukaryota, Metazoa, Arthropoda, Insecta, Hymenoptera, Apidae. The record is from RefSeq and is a predicted model, not a curated record. Gene Ontology annotation, molecular function: olfactory receptor activity; odorant binding. Bases 1 to 1086 code for a protein of 361 amino acids. The transcript is spliced from 6 exons. Gene Ontology annotation, cellular component: plasma membrane. Gene Ontology annotation, biological process: sensory perception of smell; detection of chemical stimulus involved in sensory perception of smell.